AUGAAGAAGGUGAGAUGGGAAGAGUGUAAGGUAGUCACACUUGCAAAUGACGAAAUCCUGGAGGAAGAUACCAGCAAGCCAACAGAGCACAGCCAAGGAAAUUCCCAGGAAAUUUUGGAGAAAAAAGAACAAGGAAAUGGACUGAUACAAGGGAAAGAAGAAAAACAGAAAGAAAUUUUGGAACCUUACGUGCCAAAGGCACCAUUUCCCCAAAGAUUCAGAGGAGGUGAGAAAGAGAAGUCAUACUCAAGAUUCUUAGACAUGUUUGCAUCCCUUAGUGUCAACAUACCUUUCAUGAAAACUCUCCAACAGAUGCCUAACUACAUCAAGUGCAUGAAAGAGUUGCUGAUCAAGAAAGGAACCUUGAAAGGUGGACUAACAGUGAUGAUGAACAAGGAAUGUAGUGCCCUCAUCAAGAAGGAUUUACCUCUGAAGAAAAAAGAUCCGGGGAGCUCUCAUAUCCCCUGUGCCAUAGGAAAUACAAGAAAUGAUAGAGGAUUCUGUGAUCUAGGAGCCAGCAUAAAUGUGAUGCCUCUGUCUUAUAUGAAGAAAUUACAAAUCGAUGAACUAAAAUCCACAGAUGUAGUCAUCCAAUUGGCUAAUAAGACUCAGAAGGAAGCUGAAGGAGUAAUUGAGAAUGUAUUGGUUAAAGUGGGAAAUUACUUUCUCCCCACUGACUUUAUUGUUCUAGACAUGGAGAAAAGUUACCUCCAUCCUAUUAGUCUGGGUAGAUCGUUCCUAGCCACUGCUAGAGCACUCAUAGAUGUGGAACAAGGAGAGUUAAUAUUGAGAAUACAUGAUAAACAUCUCACUUUCUAUGUUUUUAAACCUGCAACCAAUUUUGAGCCAAAACCUAAGGAGCUGACGUAUGAUCACAGCAAAUUGUCCCUGGAAGAAAGCAAUAGUGAACCGGAAACAGAGCCCUUGAAACAAUCCUUGGUGAACAAGCAAGAAUUUUAG
Arachis stenosperma is the source of this 960-nucleotide messenger RNA. RefSeq lists its product as uncharacterized. The transcript has a single exon. The record is from RefSeq and is a predicted model, not a curated record. NCBI's taxonomy places the organism in Eukaryota, Viridiplantae, Streptophyta, Magnoliopsida, Fabales, Fabaceae. Bases 1 to 960 code for a protein of 319 amino acids.